AUGACGGACCAAACCAACAUUCACGAGGAAGGAAACCCUCUCGGUGGAGAGAACGUUAACGUCCCAACAGAACAAGGAGGAGGAAUUCCCGGGGAAAACGCCGAAACUGUAGCCAGCCAAACCCCCGCAGCCGUAGGAGGAUACGGGACUGAAUUGCUGCUCCAAGUGUUCAACGCCCAAUUUGAGGCCAUUAACAAAAGGAGCGAGGAACGUUUCAGUCAGAUGGCAGCACAAAUCGCCAAGCUCAGUCAAGCACGAACUCCCUUUCGAGUUCGGAACAUCAUUGACGAUCUUAAUACUGACGGAGAUCCAGCCGAAACUAUGAGGUCUACCGCAGUUGGAUCAGCGAAUGCACCAGCAUCGGAGUUAAGCCGAGACGCCAAGUUCAAAGCAAUGAAGGCGCAACUUCGCGAUAUCACUUCGAAGAUACAUCAAGCAACAAGCGCGGCUCCGGAGAUCGAGCGCGUCAUUCAGGAAACACAGAAGACACCAUUCACACCGCGCGUAGCAGGGACGCCGGUCAAACACAUGGAGAAACUGAAGAUAAAGGUCUAUGAAGGCAAUACUGACCCUCGGCACUUUUUGACGUCAUUUGGCAUCUGCAUGAAUCGCUACCAGUUCAAAUCUGCCGAGGAGAGAGAUGCAGUUCAGUGCCAAUUAUUUGUGGAAAGUCUGGGAGGAGUAGCUCUCGACUGGUUCUCGCGACUCGAGGCCAAUUCGAUCGAUAACUACAAAGAGUUAACGACGGCCUUCGUCAAGCACUUCUCCAUGUUCAUCGGACAAAACACCAAGAACUCCGAGCUCUGGCAAAUAGCCCAAGGACCAAGUGAGAGCCUUCGCGAUUUCAUCCAGCGCUUCAAGACGAUUGUCGCUAAUUGUACUAUUAGCGAUGAAGCCACCCUCUUAUGCCUUCAGAAAGGAGCUCGGAUAAAGACUAGCUUCCGAAGCGCGAUCACGCAUAACCCUCCACAGACGUUAGAGGACGCACUACACCAAGCUAAUACUUACAUCGCCGAGGAGGAAGAAGAAGCUGCUUACGAGCAGAGUUAUUCGACAAAGCAACCCGAACGUUCGAAAGCAAUAACUAACGAACCACAGUCAGGAUACGGCCGAGGAUACAAAAAUCAUAAGAAGUUCUACGCUAAUGCAAUCCAACAACCGACCAAACAGUGGAACAAUAAAUGGGUCCGCGGUGAAGAAGAUCAGGACGAGUCUUUGUUCUACGAAUUCCAUAACCGUAGAGGACAUAGCACCGAAGAAUGCAGACACCUGCGUGAAUACCUACUCGGCCAAUAUCGACAGGGGCCAAUCUCAGUUGACGAUCUCCGUCGCUUAAACGCGCCCAAGAACAGUGGACAGACCUCGAUCGAUGAUCUCCGUCGUUCAAACAUGCCUCGACCGAAUAAUGCGCAGCUCGAGAACGCAAUCACUAAGGAUCCACCAACUCCACCAACUUUACCGGCGUUACCACCGCCGCCACCGAAUCCGCCUGCUUUGCCCGAACAACAGAAACGGAAUCACGACGACCGAGCACAAGAGAACCAUGCUCCCAAAGCAAGGAAACGCGUCAACAUGAUAAUGGGAGCCAUCGAGACUUGCAGCUACUCGGUUCGAGCUAUCAAAGAAUACAGUCGACAGGCCGCCAGCGCGCCCAAAGUCCCACAAGAUCCGCCGAAGGGGACGCCGUUGGUAUUUAUCGAAGCCAACACAAUCGGGCUGCAUAAACCGCAUAACGACGCCCUCGUCGUCGAACUACUUCUUGACGACGUCGAAGUUAGCCGCAUUCUCGUCGAUACAGGCAGUUCGGUCAACAUCAUCUUCAAGGAAGCACUUGAUCAGCUCGAUUUAUCGUCCGAUAGGAUUGAGCCUUUUAUCGAGCCACUUACAGGUUUCGAUGGAGAACGCUGCAUGACGGUCGGCAUGGUCAACAUCCUGAUCUACCUCGGUGGAGUUGCAAAAAUUAUCCAGUUCCUCAUCCUCGACAAACCAGCGAUCUACAACGCUAUUCUUGGUACACCUUGGUUACACGCGAUGAAAGCGGUCGCCUCGACCUACCAUCAAUGCCUGAAGUUCCCGACUCCCGACGGUGUCUACACUCUCCGAGGAAACCAAGCCAUCGCUCGAUCAUGCUACAUAAAUGAAUGCAAACUUUAUUCAGCCAACCAAGCUUGUGUCAUCAGUUCGUUAGGACCGACGAACGAGCUCGUUGCCCAGCAGACGAAGCCUAAGCAGGAGUCGAUCGUUCAAGUUUGCAUCGACGAACUGAGGCCAGAGCGUUAA
Molecule: messenger RNA, 2280 nt
Organism: Eutrema salsugineum
Lineage: Eukaryota; Viridiplantae; Streptophyta; Magnoliopsida; Brassicales; Brassicaceae
Exons: 1
Coding region: 1-2280 (759 amino acids)
Source: RefSeq, a predicted model, not a curated record